Messenger RNA from Hylaeus anthracinus, 2250 nucleotides. RefSeq names its product protein FAM161A. The coding region runs from base 137 to 2245 and encodes 702 amino acids. Lineage: Eukaryota; Metazoa; Arthropoda; Insecta; Hymenoptera; Colletidae. Gene Ontology annotation, biological process: cilium organization. Gene Ontology annotation, cellular component: cilium. The transcript has 9 exons. The record is from RefSeq and is a predicted model, not a curated record.
UAUUAUACAAAAUUCGUCGUCAGUAAAGUUUCUUCUUGUUCACCAUGGUGACGAAUACAGCGAUGAAGUUACAUUGAUCUUUUCUAGGAGUUGCUUUUGCAUCGCGGUAGGGCGUCGAAAAACACGGGUAUAUGCAAUGACAGAGCACAGAGGCACAUCCUUUUAUAAUUCCUGUGUAAAAGUACCAGUGGAUCCUUACACUAGACAACCAACACCUUCUUACGAACGUCCUAGGCUCACGAAAAAUAACAAUAACGAGAACGCUGAUAAAAUGUGUAAAAUAAAUAUCACAACAGGUGAAUUUCUCAGCGACUCAGAGGUAUCGAGUCCUAGAGAGAUUGUGGACAACUUUCUAGAAUUUCUGGAAAGUAUACCAGAUUAUGGCCAAGUCCAUCAUUUAACAAAUGAACAAUUUAAACAAAAAGUAGAUUACUUGAAGAGAAAACAAAAAUUAUUGUUAAAAAAUUUACAAAAUUCACAAAAUUCACUUACUGACCAUGGUAAUGCAAAUGUAUCCAGAUUCUCAGUACAAAAGUCUAGUCAAAGGUCAGGUGCCAAAAGUAAAAAUGGUAUUAAUAACUUGAAAUUAAAUGGCAAAAAGUGUUACUUCGAAGAGUCUAGAACAAGUAGUCCUAUGCUAUUCCCUUCUGCCAAUUUUGCUGGACUCGCAGACGAUCAAGACCUUCUGACAAACAGAUGCAAGAAGAAAGACAAGGAAGCUAAGACAAUAUGCAACGAAAAGAUACACUCUGCUAAUAACAGUUGGAGAACAUGGUUUCAAUCAAAAAAUGAUGACAGUAUAGAAAGCGAUAUAGACAGUGUGGAGACAAGAAGUUUGCCAGCUAGUACUUCAAAGGAAUGGCAUCCUACUGUUCCUAAGCCAUUCAGCUUUACUCUACGGGAGGAGGCAGAAAAAUACAUGGCACAUGCUGAAACUGAAGAAAUGGAAUGCAAAAAUGUUCGUAGUAACAAAAGGAGUCCCUAUAGAAAACGUCACAUAAGACCAAUUCCACUUACGUCCAAAGUUCCACUUUAUAACAAAUUACUCGCUGAGAAGGAAGAGCGAAGUCGCAUGAUCCGCGAAGAAAGUGCCUUAAAUUUAAUGUCUCAGGUACGUCCUUUUAGACUCGAGUGCGACCGUCGAGCCUGGAGAUCCUUAGCAAGGUCUAGCCCAGAAAUUCGUAGCAAAGGUAUUAGCGCGUGUAUGAAAUUCAAGGCUAAACCCGUGCCAAAGAAUCUUUUUGGUACCGAGAUAUAUGAUCGUAUGCUUGAAGACGAAUACUACAGGCAACUACAGAAAAGAGUAAGAGCAGCGGAAUUAAUGAAAUCUUCUUCUUUACCUCCGUCAAUGGCGAGACGAGAACGGGUUAAAUCUGCGAGCACGCGUUUGCAGGACACGAGCAAAAAUUGUAACGAGAAUCCUGAGAGCAAGAACUCCUCGCGACUGUCAAACAGUGCAUCAAUGCCGUUAGAAAGGUCCAGAUCAGCGAUGUCACUUUUACCAUUGCGGGGAAAUAAUUUAGCAGCGAUUUUAAGAUGCCAAAUGUCUCGCGAGAAAUUGGAACGCGAGAUUAGAGAGAAGAUGGAAGAGAAACGGCGAGAACAAGCGAUAAGAACGAGAGAAUCUAUGAUCGGACGGAAUCCGGUAUGGAGAGCUUUGAGGUCUGCGGCAAGGCACGAACAUGAGAGAGACCUUGACAUUCGAACUUCUCUUCGUCGCGACGAAGCGAUCGAGCAGGCGGAACGUCAUCGAUUGCAGAUGGAAAUGAUGUUGGAUCGCGUGACUCAAAUACCAACGCUUUUCGAACGUCAUUCUCAGACUUAUCAGUCCUUCAUAAAGGCGCAACAGAAAGAUGGCCGGAAGUGUUCUCAACGGAAGAAAAAGAAAAAAGGACAUAGGCAAAAAUCCCGUAGCAUAGAUUCAUACAUCGAUUACGAAAAUAUUUCUAGGCCCGAUUCCGGAUCACCGAGUAGCUCUUCUGGAACAUUAACGUCCGUGAGCCAAUCGUCGAAGUCAUCGAACGCAUCGAGAUCGCAAGCUUCCGACAAAUCUACGGCUAAAUCCCAAAGUUCCCUUUCCAAAAAGAGAGGAGAUCGCGGCCAAUUAAAAGUUUCUAUAAACGAGACAGCAGAAUUAAUCGAAGACCAACAUGAAAACGAUAAAUUACAUAAUAACGAAGAUUUUUUAAGCGACGAUCGAGAUGAAAAUACGUUGCACAGUGACGAGCACGAUACGGAGGGAUAGUUAUA